Messenger RNA from Ceratosolen solmsi marchali, 2827 nucleotides. RefSeq names its product serine/threonine-protein kinase D3 (gene PKD). Gene Ontology annotation, molecular function: ATP binding; protein serine/threonine kinase activity. NCBI's taxonomy places the organism in Eukaryota, Metazoa, Arthropoda, Insecta, Hymenoptera, Agaonidae. The coding region runs from base 90 to 2585 and encodes 831 amino acids. Gene Ontology annotation, cellular component: cytosol. Gene Ontology annotation, biological process: phospholipase C-activating G protein-coupled receptor signaling pathway; protein phosphorylation; intracellular signal transduction. The transcript is spliced from 13 exons. The record is from RefSeq and is a predicted model, not a curated record.
UUUGUGUUUAUAUUUCAUGAGUGUUUAUAUUGUUUAUGUUCUUUUCAUUUAGAUGCUCUUUAUUACAGGAUAAACGUAUAUAGAUAAAGAUGGAAGGAUUAGAAAUCACCUUUCUUUUUCAAUUUGGAUUAACUCGAGAUACUGUUACAGUAGAAUCUGGUAGUCUGACAUUAAAGUCUCUAAAGGAAUUUGCCUGUGAUUUUAUAAAUAGCAAAUGCCCAGAUCAUGGCUUAAGUCAACUUUUUGAAAGACUGCUGCUUUUUAAACAUGACUAUAAUUCUGUUAAUGUAUUACAACUAAUUACAAAUACAACUGAAGUUGUUGAUGAAACAUUAGUUGAAAUUAUAAUAUCAGGUCAGAUGUUAAUUGAAGAAAUUCCAAUUCGACCUCAUGCUUUAUCGGUACACUCCUUUAAAGCACCUACAUUUUGCGAUUUUUGUGGUGAAAUGCUGUUUGGCCUUGUUCGUCAAGGACUCAAAUGUGAAGGAUGUGGUAUGAAUUUUCAUAAAAGAUGUGUGAUAAAAACUGCAAACAAUUGUUCACAAGAUAUAAAUCAAAGGCGACAGAGUUCCACGUUUUUAAAUAUUCCAAGAUCACCAAGUCAAGGCUCUACUAGUAGUUUAACUAGUGUUAGUGACGAUAAUCACAGUGUUACAAUAACCCCAAGUUCCAGUCAAAAUAACAGUACUCUGGGUAUACCAAGUAUUAUAACUCCAAAACAAUCUCGUUUACCCUCUUUAAGUGGACGGUCAGCUUGGGUAGAACGAGAAUUGGCAACACGUGUAAAAAUUCCACAUACCUUUGUAGUGCAUACGUAUACACGCCCAACAGUCUGUGGAUUUUGUAAAAAAUUAUUACGAGGAUUAUUUAAACAAGGUCUACAAUGUAAAGAUUGUCAAUAUAAUUCUCAUAAAAAAUGUAUAGAAAAUAUUCCCAAAGACUGUACAGGAGAAAAUUCUAUAGAUUUUGCAGGUAAUGAAUACCCUGAUAGUGGAGUUGGAAGUGAGCCAGAGGGUAGAUGUGAUGGUCGCAAUGAAGAGGGAGAUAAUGAUAGUGACACAGAAUCUCUUGCACCACGUACUCAUAUAUCGAUUAUACUAGAUGAUAAUAAAAUUAAUGGUGAUUAUAUUGUUCAUACACCAAAUGGAGAUAAAUUUUCUGAAAACUUCGAUAGAUUUAGACCAGCAAGUUCAACUCCUAGCAAUAAUAUUCCAUUGAUGAGAAUUGUUCAGAGUGUAAAACAUACAAAAAAACGAGGUUCUAAAAUUUUAAAAGAAGGUUGGAUGGUACACUUUACAAAUCGAGAUUCUACUAGUAAAAGGCAUUAUUGGAGACUUGAUACAAAAGCAAUUACAUUAUUUCAAAAUGAUAUUGGAUCAAAAUAUUAUAAAGAAAUUCCAUUAUCUGAAAUUUUAACAAUUGAAAGUGCCAAAACACCCUACGCUCAAACAAUGCAUUGUUUUGAAUUAAAAACAGGGAAUGUAGACUAUUAUGUUGGAGAAAAUUUAUCGUAUAGCAAUGAAAGAGGACAAUUUCCACUAUUAGACAAGGGUAUUGAUGUUCAUUUAGCUAGAUCUUGGGAAAUAAAUAUUCGGCAGGCAUUGAUGCCUGUUACUAGUGGUUCUUCUAAUCAUGAAUCUGAAGCUAAAGAAUUAGAAGAAAAUGUUAUGGAUAUGUCACAGCUCUAUCAGAUUUUUCCAGAUGAAGUUUUAGGGUCUGGACAAUUUGGUAUUGUAUAUGGUGGAGUUCAUCGUAAAACUUCAAGAAAGGUUGCUAUAAAAGUCAUAGAUAAAUUGCGAUUUCCCACAAAACAAGAGGCUCAACUAAAAAAUGAAGUGGCUAUUUUGCAAAAUCUUUCACAUAUGGGUGUUGUAAAUUUGGAAAGAAUGUUUGAAACUCCAGAGAGAAUUUUUGUCGUAAUGGAGAAAUUAAAAGGUGAUAUGUUGGAAAUGAUACUUAGUUCUAAGAAAGGUCGAUUAAGUGAGAGAGUUACAAAAUUUUUGAUAACACAAAUUCUUAUCGCCUUGAAACAUUUACAUAGUAAGAAUAUAGUGCAUUGUGAUUUAAAACCUGAAAAUGUUUUAUUAAGUAGCAAUAGCGAGUUCACUCAAGUAAAAUUAUGUGAUUUUGGUUUUGCAAGAAUUAUUGGAGAAAAGAGUUUUCGUAGAAGUGUUGUUGGUACACCAGCAUAUUUAGCACCAGAGGUCUUAAGAAAUAAAGGUUACAAUCGUUCCUUAGACAUGUGGAGUGUUGGAGUUAUAGUGUAUGUUUCUUUAAGUGGAACUUUUCCAUUCAAUGAAGACGAAGAUAUUAAUGAACAGAUUAAAAAUGCUGCCUUUAUGUAUCCUCCAAAUCCAUGGAAAGAAAUUUCAACUAAUGCUAUAGAUUUAAUUAAUAAUUUACUUCAAGUUAAGCAGCGAAAGCGAUUUUCAGUUGACAAAAGUUUAAUGCACAUUUGGUUGCAAGAUUACCAGACAUGGCGUGAUCUGCGCGAACUUGAAAAUCGUGUGGGUUGCCGCUAUCUGACACACGAGAGCGACGAUGCGCAUUGGCAGGGACAUGCCAAUAAUGUUGAAAUCGCAUGACAUAGCAGUAACUGUGGACCAGUGCUGGACAUAUCUGAGCCUAUUACUAAGGGCUGGGUUCGCACCGCUCGCGACACACUUCGACGAUUCAUUCGUGUUUGACUAAACGGAUAAUAUUAACAAAAAGGAACAAUCUCUGGAUCUCAAUUAGAGAUCAGUUAAUGAAACCCAAUUUCGUCUUUCUCAUCAUCAUCUUCAUUCUCCCAUCGUUUUUUUGCUUUCUUUCUUUGAAUAAUAAAGUU